AUCUCACUGCUAUAACCUGCUAUCCAAUAGGCCAAUAACAGUCAGCUACAAUGGAUAACAGUUCUGAAACUUUGAGGAAUAAAUGCGCAGCUUGCUAUAAACAAUACAACAAGAAGGAACACUUGGUGGAGCACAUGAGGGUCUCAUUCCACUCAGUCCAUGAACCGAAGUGUGGUGUUUGUCAGAAACACUGCAGAUCAUUUGAAUCACUAAGGGAACAUCUAAUAGGUCCAUUGCCAAAACUAGAGUGCUCGAAGGUAUUCAGUGCUCGAGGGUGCAACUUGUGUUUGAAAAUUUUUGAUAGCCAGACUGCUCUAAGAUAUCAUCGGGGAUAUUGCCAAGUGUCCCGUCCUACUUCUGGUCUCACGAGUCGCAUGUCAAGGUUGGGCUUGCAAAGCUCAUUGGAUUUUGAUGCCAGAGCUCAAGGAGCCAAAGUAGUCGCACUGGGGUGCAAAAUGGUUGGAGGAGGAAGUGAUGGGACACUAGAUAUCUGCGCUAGGGUUUGCCUCAUCGAUGAAGCGGAAAACAUCAUCUUCCAUACUUACAUCAAACCACAGAUAGCAGUCACAAACUAUAGGUAUGAAACAACCGGAAUAAGAUCCGAACACUUAAGGGAUGCAAUGCAAUUGAACCAAGCUCAAAGGAAGAUUCAAGAUUACUUAUGCAACGGAGAAGCGAUAUGGAAGAUCCGAUCAAGGGGAGGAAAGGCGAGGAUUCUGGUGGGACAUGGAUUAGAUCACGACCUUCAACGUCUUGGAAUCGAAUACCCUUCAUUACUUAUCAGGGACACUGCCAAAUACCCCCCAUUAAUGAAGACAAGCAAACUUAGCAACUCACUUAAGUAUCUAACACAGGCCUAUCUUGGAUAUGAGAUUCAGAAUGGAAUACAAGAUCCAUACGACGACUGUGUGGCUGCCAUGAGGCUUUAUGUCAGAAUGCGGUCAUUGGCUCAUCCGCGUGAUUUCACCUCGGGGUCAGGUGAAGCUCAAAUUCGGAAUAACUUUCCAUCAUGGAGGCAGAGGGAGCUUGAGAGCAUGAGUCCAGAGGCUAUGCUGAAGAUUUCUGGAUCAGAUUACUACUGUUGGUGCUUGGACUCUUAGAUAAACUACGGAUAAAGUGGCCCAUAUAAUCAAUAUAAUAAGAGCAGCAGAGGCAUGUGGUUAUAUUCUGAUAGUUAAUGCAGCGUUACAGUGGUGGUAUAUUGUAUGUUGUGUGGCUUGAUUGUGUAGUUUAAUUUGCGUUAAAUGUUUUCAUGCUUAUGAAUAAAAGUUAUUAUGGAU
This is a messenger RNA of Asparagus officinalis (garden asparagus), 1280 nucleotides long. Its product is annotated as RNA exonuclease 4-like. Bases 51 to 1100 code for a protein of 349 amino acids. Gene Ontology annotation, biological process: rRNA processing. Gene Ontology annotation, cellular component: nucleus. The transcript has 7 exons. Gene Ontology annotation, molecular function: nucleic acid binding; 3'-5' exonuclease activity. Lineage: Eukaryota; Viridiplantae; Streptophyta; Magnoliopsida; Asparagales; Asparagaceae. The record is from RefSeq and is a predicted model, not a curated record.